Messenger RNA from Nelumbo nucifera (sacred lotus), 941 nucleotides. RefSeq lists its product as uncharacterized. The record is from RefSeq and is a predicted model, not a curated record. Gene Ontology annotation, biological process: regulation of DNA-templated transcription. Gene Ontology annotation, molecular function: protein binding. Gene Ontology annotation, cellular component: nucleus. NCBI's taxonomy places the organism in Eukaryota, Viridiplantae, Streptophyta, Magnoliopsida, Proteales, Nelumbonaceae.
AUCCAUUGAUUAACCAAACUCUAUCAUAUCAUCUAUUUUCUCUACAGAGACACGAACACCCCAUACUCGCACAUACACAGACACAAAGUAACAGAGAGAGAGAGAGAUGGGAAGAUACAAUUCUUUCUUGAGGAGUCCAAAACAGGAGGAACAACAAGUGCCUGACACUGCUGCGGCUACCGAAGAAUCAUCAGAAAGCAAAGCCGUUCACUCGUUUACCAGGGAAGGAUACAAUAUCAUGGGCGAAUUGGAAGACAUCUUAGAUGCCGAGGACGACGACGAGAAGUUUGCAGGGCAGAAUUUGUAUGAUAACUUUAAGUGGGAUUUCAUGGACUGGGCGGAAUUCCCUGAUCGUGGACAGCUCAAAGAAGGUGAUGACGAUGAAGUUGAAGAUGACAACGUUGAGAUAGGCCACUGGACGACGAACAACUCUACGGAACUCUCCGAAGAUCAAAGCCAUUACGCUAAUGUUAUAAAAAGAGAAACAGUCGUUCUUUGGGAGGAGGAUGAGGAGAAACUCAUGUCUUUGAACCUGAAUCUUAAUUAUCAGAAUGUUCUGGAUGCAUGGUCAGACAGGGGUUCGCUUUGGGCCGACGAUACUUCUCUUUCCAUGGUUAACCACAACUUCAUAGGAGAGGUGCCUGUAAUGGAAGAAGAGAGAUUAAGAAGAGAAGCCAGGGUUCUUAGAUACAAGGAGAAGCGGCAGAACAGGCUCUUCUCUAAGAAGAUAAGAUAUCAAGUGCGCAAACUCAAUGCAGAGAAGAGACCCCGACUCAAGGGUCGUUUCGUGAAGAGAACACUACCGGCCGACAAGAUACUCAGAUGACGAGAGCCAGAACCAGAAAUAUCUGGAAAAUAUCUCACCAAUUGUGUAGAUCUUUUUGAUGUCGUACCCACUUUAUUAUUAUCAAACACUUUUGUGCUUUAUCACCAUGAAAAUA